AUGGUAUUAGUCGGCUACUCAGACUCAGAAGGGUCUGACGACGAGUCGCCUCCAAGCAAGGCUGCAACAUCGACAACAACGAAACCUCCUCCACCUACCACCACAUCCAACCCAACCUUCACCGUCAACAAGUCGAAUCCACGAAAGAUCCAAGUCCGAUUACAAGACAUCAGCGAUACAAACGGUCAUAAUGACGAUGAACCUGCCCCGAAACGACCCAGAGUAGGAGCGAGUGCUUUUAGUGGCUUCAACUCUUUCCUCCCUCCACCGAAACGAGAUGCUGAUGCAAAAAUCCCCUCGAAGCCUUCAACGCGCAAGGUGUUUAGUCUGAAGACCGGUGCAGAGCCGGGUUUCAGUCGAGAGUCAGACGCCGAAUUGCGCAAUGCCUUUGCGGAGAGAGAUGCAAAUGCGGACAAUACUACAAAUGGAGGAUAUGACGAUACUAUUCCAUCGGCUCCUAAGACCAGUCAACCCUCAACUACAGAACCUGUGAUCAAAGGCAACCCUUUCAUGUUCAAACCAUUGUCUGUGGCGAGAGGGAACAAGAAAAAGAAGUCUGCAUAUGCUUCAUCCAUACCUGCAAAGGUUUCCAACACAGUCAAUACCAUUUCUGCUCAACCCCAUUCCGCUGCAGAUGCGCCAGAAGACGCUCGUCCCGCUCCGGUGCCGAAGAAAGUGAGCCUCUUUUCUAUAAAUCACAAUUUGGAUUCAGGACCAGACCCUGUCUCCGAGGAUGUGGACGAGGAUGCCGCGCUUGACACGGCGGUUGACGAAUUCGCGCCGGACGACCAAGUUCACGCCACCACGACGCAAAACACCACUACCAAUGGUCCACAAUCCCUUGAUUCUAUCGCGUCUGACCUCAAUCUAUCAGAAGCAGAUCGACGGCAGUUGUUUGGUCGAAGAGGUCAACCCACUGGCUCGGCCAUCAAUGUGGUCAAUUUUAAUACCGACCAAGAGUACGCUGCCAAUGAAGUAUUGCGUGCCAGUGGAGAACAGAUUCAACACAAUCCAGUCAGAGGAAUUGCUCCAGGCAAGCAUAGUCUUAAGCAAUUGGUUAAUGCUGCUGUGGGACAAAAGGAAGCUUUGGAAGAAAGUUUUGCCACGGGUAGGAGGAACAAAAAGGAAGCGGGGAAUAAGUAUGGAUGGUAG
Messenger RNA from Exophiala mesophila, 1152 nucleotides. RefSeq lists its product as uncharacterized. NCBI's taxonomy places the organism in Eukaryota, Fungi, Ascomycota, Eurotiomycetes, Chaetothyriales, Herpotrichiellaceae. Gene Ontology annotation, cellular component: nucleus. Bases 1 to 1152 code for a protein of 383 amino acids. The transcript has a single exon. The record is from RefSeq and is a predicted model, not a curated record.